AUGAGAAAUUGUCAACUUGAUGUCGUUGAAAAGCUGAUCAAGAAAAAAGCCAACGUCAAUUUUAAAGACGCAAAUGGACAGACACCACUUCAUCUUGCGUUAGAGCAUGGUCACAAGGAUGUCGCUGAAAAAUUGAUCAGGGGCGGAGCCAAUGUUAAUUUGAAAGACAACAAUAAUCAGACACCUGCUGAAACUGCUGCUAAGAGUAAUGGUUACAUCAAUAUGGCUGGAGGCAUGCUGAAGGGGGGUGCAACCACAGCUUAUAACAUUUUUGCGCCGCCUCAGGUUAAAGGUGCAGUUGCUGUAACGAAAGGUUUAUAUGAUGCGUAUAAUAACAAUGCAACCAUUGUUGAAGCUGUUAGGUCCUCCGCCAUGGCAGGGUAA
Messenger RNA from Sitodiplosis mosellana (orange wheat blossom midge), 384 nucleotides. Its product is annotated as 26S proteasome non-ATPase regulatory subunit 10-like. Lineage: Eukaryota; Metazoa; Arthropoda; Insecta; Diptera; Cecidomyiidae. The record is from RefSeq and is a predicted model, not a curated record. The transcript is spliced from 5 exons. Gene Ontology annotation, molecular function: protein binding. Bases 1 to 384 code for a protein of 127 amino acids. Gene Ontology annotation, cellular component: nucleus; cytoplasm.